Molecule: messenger RNA, 1179 nt
Organism: Acanthosepion pharaonis
Lineage: Eukaryota; Metazoa; Mollusca; Cephalopoda; Sepiida; Sepiidae
Source: the annotation of a GenBank genome assembly
AUGCUUCCUGGUCUCCUUUUUUUUUUCUUUCUCAUCGUCUUAUGCCCCUCUCUGUCUCUUUCCCCACUUUAUAUCCCUCUCACUUUCUUACACCAUUGUGUUUCCCUCUCUUGCUCUGCUGCAUCCCCUCUAUUUUUCUUGUCCCACUUCCUCUCUAUUCCUUCUUUUUUCCUUUUUUUUUUCAUUUCUAUUCCCUUCUGCAAUUCUCUCUCUUUUUCCUUCCCCUCUGAAAUUCUCUCUCUCUUUACUUCCUCUCUACAUCUCUCACUCUUUUUCCUUCCCUCUGCAAUUCUCUCUCUUUUUCUUUCCUCUCAGCAAUUCUCUCUUUUUUUCCUUCCUCUCUGCAAUUCUCUCUUUUUUUCCUUCCUCUCUGCCAUUCUCCUCCUUUUUUUUCCUUUCUGCAAUUCUCCCUCCUUUUCUUUCCUCUCUGCAAUUCUCUCUCUUUUUCCUUCCUCUCUGCAAUUCUCUCUCUUUUUCUUUCCUCUCUGCAAUUCUCUCUCUUUUUCUUUCCUCUCUGCAAUUCUCUCUUUUUUUCCUUCCCCUCUGAAAUUCUCUGUCUUUUCUUUCCUCUCUGCAAUUCUCUCUCUUUCUUUCCUCUCUGCAAUUCUCUCUCUUUUCCUUCCCUCUGCAAUUCUCUCUUUUUCCUUCCUCUUUUUCCCUUUCUGCAAUUCUCUCUCUUUUCCUUCCUCUCUGCAAUUCUCCUCCUUUUUUUCUGCUUUCUGCAAUUCUCUCUCUUUUUCUUUCCUCUCUGCAAUUCUCUCUUUUUUUCCUUCCUCUCUGCCAUUCUCCCUCCUUUUCUUUCCUUUCUGCAAUUCUCCCUCCUUUUCUUUCCUCUCUGCAAUUCUCUCUCUUUUUCCUUCCUCUCUGCAAUUCUCUCUCUUUUUCCUUCCUCUCUGCCAUUCUCCCUCCUUUUCUUUCCUCUCUGCAAUUCUCUCUCUUUUUCCUUCCUCUCUGCAAUUCUCUCUCUUUUUCCUUCCUCUCUGCAAUUCUCUCUCUUUUUCCUUCCCCUCUGCAAUUCUCUCUCUUUUUCCUUCCUCUCUGCAAUUCUCUCUCUUUUUUCCUUCCUCUCUGCAAUUCUCCCUCCUUUUCUUUCCUUUCUGCAAUUCUCUCUCUUUUUCUUGCUCUACUGUGUCUUCUCUUUCCUUUUGCUUUUCCUCUCCAUCUUCGAUUUAUGACUAA